This is a messenger RNA of Asparagus officinalis (garden asparagus), 4410 nucleotides long. Its product is annotated as ABC transporter G family member 39-like. Gene Ontology annotation, molecular function: ATP binding; ABC-type transporter activity; ATP hydrolysis activity. The transcript has 24 exons. The record is from RefSeq and is a predicted model, not a curated record. NCBI's taxonomy places the organism in Eukaryota, Viridiplantae, Streptophyta, Magnoliopsida, Asparagales, Asparagaceae. Gene Ontology annotation, cellular component: membrane. The coding region runs from base 30 to 4340 and encodes 1436 amino acids.
UAAGAUUGUUUUAUAAGGAGGGGGAGCACAUGUUUUUUUCCGGAUCCGUUGGUUUCUUGUCGAUGGAUGGGAGCAGCAUGCCAUGGCGAAGCGCAAGUGCUCGCAGAGAUGUAUUCUCUCAAUCGUCAAGAUACGAAGAAGACGAGGAGGCCCUCAAGUGGGCUGCCCUUGAAAGACUACCAACAUUCAACCGUGUUCGGAAGGGGAUCAACGAAGGGAGAGAGAUUGAUGUCGCAGAGCUCGGUAUUGGAGAUAAGAAGAAGCUCAUGGAGAGGCUUGUUCGAGUUGCAGAGGAGGACAAUGAGAGGUUCUUGCUCAAGCUCAAGAACCGACUGGACCGUGUUGGGAUUGAGAAUCCGACAAUUGAGGUUAGAUUCGAGAAUCUGGAUGUCGUCGCAGAAGCUUAUGUUGGAGAUAGAGGAGUCCCUACUGCGCUCAAUUUCUUUAGGAACAAUAUCGAGGGAUUGCUUAACGCUCUGCAUAUUAUUCCAAGUCGAAAGAGGCCGGUAGGCAUCCUGCACGAUAUCAGUGGAAUCAUCAAGCCCAGCAGAAUGACCAUGCUUUUAGGACCUCCUGGCUCUGGAAAGACAACUUUGCUUCUGGCUUUGGCAGGAAAACUAAACCCUGAACUGAAGGUUUCUGGGGAAGUGACUUACAAUGGGCAUGGGAUGAACGAGUUUGUGCCUCAGAGGACAUCGGCUUAUAUAAGUCAGCAUGAUCUGCAUAUAGGCGAGAUGACUGUGAGAGAGACAUUGGCUUUCUCUGCAAGAUGUCAGGGGGUUGGAACUCGAUACGAAAUGUUGACUGAGCUAUCGAGGCGAGAGAAGGCGGCAAACAUCAGGCCAGAUCCUGAUAUUGAUAUGUUCAUGAAGGCAACUUCACUAGAAGGACAGGAGACUGUAGUCACAGACUACAUUCUGAAGAUCUUGGGAUUGGAUAUCUGUGCUGAUACCAUGGUUGGAGACAAUAUGUUUAGGGGUAUCUCUGGAGGGCAAAAGAAGAGAGUAACAACAGGCGAAAUGCUUGUUGGACCAUCACGGGCACUCUUCAUGGACGAGAUAUCCACAGGGCUCGACAGCUCCACCACAUACCAAAUUGUGAACUCUCUUAGACAAUCUAUUCACAUCCUCGGUGGCACUGCACUUAUAGCUUUGCUUCAGCCAGCUCCUGAGACCUAUGACCUCUUUGAUGACAUAGUUCUCCUCUCAGAAGGGCAGAUUGUGUAUCAGGGUCCCCGUGAACAUAUCGUGGAGUUUUUUGAAUCUAUGGGCUUCAAAUGUCCAGAGAGGAAAGGUGUUGCUGACUUCUUGCAGGAAGUGACAUCCAAGAAAGAUCAACAGCAAUACUGGGCGCAUAGUGAUGAGCCAUAUCGUUUUAUCCCAGUCAAGGAUUUUGCAGAUGCCUUCCAUUCAUUCCAUGUUGGCCGUAGACUGGCAGGAGAACUCAGCAGCCCUUUUGAGAGGAGCAAGAACCAUCCUGCCGCUUUAACAACCACAAGAUAUGGCAUCAACAAGAUGGAGCUUCUGAAAGCAUGCUUCGCAAGAGAGUAUUUGCUGAUGAAGAGGAACUCAUUCGUUUACUUCUUCAAACUGUCCCAGCUUGUAUUGAUUUCAUUUAUCGCGAUGACGGUCUUCUUGCGUACGAAGAUGCACCACAACAAUGUUAGUGAUGGACUAAUCUAUCUCGGGGCAUUGUUUACUGGUCUCAUCACUCAUCUUCUCAACGGAUUUGCUGAGCUAGCAAUGAGCAUAGCGAAGCUUCCAGUUUUCUAUAAGCAAAGAGAUCUUCUUUUGUUUCCACCAUGGGCAUAUGCCCUACCUACAUGGAUCCUGAAAAUCCCAAUUUCAUUUAUUGAAUGUGGUGUCUAUGUAGCAUUGACUUACUAUGUCAUCGGCUUUGACCCGAGUGUCAAUAGAUUGUUUAGGCAAUUCUUCCUGUAUGCAUUGAUUAGCCAAGUGGCUUCUGGACUCUUCCGGCUAAUUGCGGCAACUGGAAGAACAAUGGUUAUUGCAAACACAUAUGGUUCAUUUGUUCAGCUGGUACUUAUGGUACUGGGUGGCUUCAUUAUUUCACGAAACAAUAUCAGAAAAUGGUGGAUCUGGGGUUAUUGGGCAUCACCCUUGAUGUAUGCACAGAAUGCCAUAGCAGUAAAUGAGUUUCUGGGAAAGAAAUGGGAUCAUGUGGUCAAUGCAACGGCAAGUAACCAAACAUUGGGAGUCCAAAUCAUAGAGUCUCGUGGUUUGUUUGCAGAAGCAAAGUGGUAUUGGGUUGGUGUCAGUGCUUUGUUUGGAUAUAUUCUGGCCUUUAAUGUCCUCUUCAUUCUCGCUCUUAAGUAUCUCAACCCGAUAGGAGAAGGCCAAGCAGUAAUUUCCGAGGAGACUUUAAAGGAGAAGAAUGCUAACAGAACAGGGAAAUUAUCGGCCCUUGGAAAAAAUUCCUGCAGCAGAUCAGAAAGAACAAGAGGCGGAGCAGGGACAAAAAUAGAAACUAUUCAAUAUCAAAACAAGGAGAAGGGAAUGGUGCUCCCAUUUGCACCUCUUUCAAUAGAUUUUGAUAAUGUCAGAUACUCGGUGGACAUGCCCCAGGAAAUGAGAGUUCAAAGUGUGUCCGAGGACAGAUUAAUGCUAUUGAAGGGUGUCAGUGGUGCUUUCAGACCUGGAGUUCUUACUGCACUGAUGGGAGUCAGUGGAGCUGGUAAGACUACUCUGAUGGAUGUCUUGGCUGGAAGGAAGACCGGUGGAUAUAUAGCAGGAAACAUUACUAUAUCUGGUUAUUCAAAGAAUCAAGAAACAUUUGCUCGGAUAUCAGGAUACUGUGAACAAAAUGACAUACACUCGCCUCAUGUUACCGUCUAUGAGUCCCUCAUCUACUCUGCAUGGCUUCGGCUACCUUCUGAAGUUGAUCCUAAGACAGGAAAGAUGUUCGUUGAGGAGGUUAUGGAACUGGUUGAGUUGACUCCAUUGAGGGAUGCAUUGGUUGGGUUGCCUGGUGUUAGUGGGUUGUCAACUGAACAACGCAAGCGUCUUACGAUUGCUGUUGAGCUUGUUGCCAACCCUUCAAUAAUUUUCUUAGAUGAACCAACCUCCGGACUUGAUGCCCGAGCAGCAGCUAUUGUUAUGAGAACAGUCAGGAACACAGUUGAUACAGGAAGAACAGUUGUGUGCACGAUUCACCAACCAAGCAUCGAUAUUUUUGAAGCAUUUGAUGAGCUCUUCCUACUGAAACGAGGAGGAGAAGAAAUAUAUGUAGGACCUCUCGGGCACAACUCAUGUGAUCUAAUCAGUUAUUUUGAGGCAGUCAAUGGAGUUAGCAAGAUUAAAGAUGGAUACAAUCCUGCAACAUGGAUGUUGGAGGUCACUACCAUGGCACAAGAAGAAAUUUUGGGGGUCAAUUUCGCUGAAGUGUACAAAAACUCAGAUUUAUUCAGAAGGAAUAAGGCUUUGAUUAGUGAAUUGAGGACUCCUCCCCCUGGUUCAAAGGAUCUAUAUUUUCCCACAAAGUUUUCACAGUCGUUCUUCAUGCAAUGCGUCGCUUGCUUCUGGAAACAAUACAAAUCUUACUGGCGCAAUCCAUCAUACACAGCAAUUAGGAUGUUCUUCACAACAGUCCUUGCAUUUAUGUUUGGGACGAUCUUCUGGAAUCUUGGAUCCAAGAAGACCACCAUGCAAGGUCUCUUCAAUGCCUUGGGUUCAAUAUAUUCUGGGGUUGUGUUCAUCGGAAUACAGAAUUCUCAGACUGUACAGCCCGUUGUCGAUGUUGAAAGAACAGUGUUCUACCGAGAAAAGGCUGCUGGAAUGUACUCACCAAUACCAUAUGCAGUUGCACAGGUUGCCGUUGAGGUUCCAUAUGCUCUUUUCCAGUCUGUACUCUACUGCAUUCUUGUCUAUUUGAUGAUAAACUUUGACUGGACUGCAGCAAAAUUCUUGUGGUACACGUUCUUCACAUUCUGCAGUUUCCUAUACUUCACCUACUAUGGGAUGAUGGCGGUUGCUCUCACUCCUAAUUCGGAUAUUGCUUCAGUUGUUGCUGCCGCAUUCUAUUUUAUAUGGAAUCUCUUUGCAGGCUUCAUUAUUCCUCGACCCAGGAUACCUGUAUGGUGGAGAUGGUACUACUGGGCUUGCCCGGUAUCUUGGUCUUUAUACGGUCUGUGUGUGUCACAAUAUGGGGAUGAUAACAACAUGCUGGAGAAUGGUCAAACAGUGAAGGAAUUUCUUAAGAGUUAUUUUGGAUAUAGGCAUGACUUCUUGGGUGAGGUUAGCGCUGCAGUGAUUGGAUUUACUGUACUCUUUGCUUUUGUGUUUGCUUACGGAAUCAAAUUUUGUAACUUCCAAAAGAGAUGAUGUCGUCCAUCUUUUUGUUUUUUCACUUUGGUCCAUUAUAUGUGGGGAACAAGAUUAUUAUAAUUCAUUA